Danaus chrysippus (African queen) is the source of this 309-nucleotide messenger RNA. The record is from the annotation of a GenBank genome assembly. Lineage: Eukaryota; Metazoa; Arthropoda; Insecta; Lepidoptera; Nymphalidae.
AUGGCAGUUCAAAACAAAGUUUUAUAUGCGUUCCGAGGAUGGAUAGCUUUUGUGGCUUUCAUGGAUUUAGGAACUGCUGGACGUUCGUACAUUGAAAGACGAUCUUUUCUAAGCAAUAAUGCCGAGGAACACUUAGACGUUUUAACAUUACUAGGUUUAGCAUAUCUGCCCUCGAAGUUGAAGUUAUUCGGCACUAUACCAGGUACGUCAGGUAUGGAUAGAGAUUUGGAUGAUGAAAACGUUCAGAUAUUGAGGCAGAUGGGCAACUUCAGAAGACGGAAACCUACCAUCAAGAACAAACAUGUAUGA